AUGGAUUCCAGCAAGUCCAGAGUCUCCGCGUCUCUUGCGCUCAGCGCUACAUGUACUCUGCUGUUGAUUCUGGGCAUGAUCUGCACCGUGCUUCGCCCUACACCGAGGAUCGAAACACCUUUCGAUAAUGCCAUCCUGCAGCUACUGAUAUGUGCAGUGUGGCUUCUUGCUCUAGUCGUUGCGCUCGUGAUGGGUAUCGCAAGCGCUCAGUUGCUUCGCAAUGCACCCUUGCGAAACAAUCCCGGUCUCCAAGCCGCCAUAGUCGUAUCUGGUGGUUUCAUGCUUGCCUCGUUGUCCGUCGUAAACGUCGUUGCAUUGGUUUACGAAGCUCAUAUCGCCAAUCCCGAGUUUCGCGCGAAGUUUAACGACUUCUUUUGCGACCUACGCGGCACUGAGAUUUGUGCAGAUGGAGACAACUUUGGUAAACGGCUGGGGAUGGUGGCUUCUAGUGACAACAUUACAUUAAAGGUGGAGACCGCGACGCGCGUCUGGGACUACUGCAGAGCUAAGCUGUUGGAUAUGGGCCAUCUUGGGGGAUAUUUUCCAGCUGCCACGUACGGUCAGAGUCUUGUCGAUUCAUUCAGCACCACAGACGCGGUUGACAAGUGGUGUGGGAGCCAGGCAGUCGGCCUCUCGGUUAAUGCAACGUCACCGUUUUCUCCGAUUUUAACGAAUCCGGGCGCGUAUCACACAUUGCAAACCAAGUGGCUCGACUGCGUGAAGAUCGAGUCGAUUUUUACGGGGCUGGCGCUAGUUUGUAUGGCGUUAGUGUGCAUUCUCGAUCGAAGCGGUACGAAGAAAAAUGGACAAGCCGAUGAAGAGCAAAACGGCGCAAGAAAUAGCAACGGGAUCUUGAAGUGUACUGUAGUACAGCUCCUUACAAUUCUAUUGCUUCUUGGAACAACAAAAUUAAUAAAAUAG
Molecule: messenger RNA, 921 nt
Organism: Phytophthora sojae
Lineage: Eukaryota; Oomycota; Peronosporomycetes; Peronosporales; Peronosporaceae
Exons: 2
Coding region: 1-921 (306 amino acids)
Source: RefSeq, a predicted model, not a curated record